AUGCACGGCGUCCUGCACCCACAGGGAAAUGCCUUCACUGACAUCUCAAUGAUGGAGCCCCGUACAGGAUAUUUUUGUGCUGACGGGAUUUGGAUGGAGUCGACAAAAGAUCGACAGCGACGCUGUUGCAAGGACUUCGUGCGCAAAGUGCAAAAGAAAAUUUGCGAACAAAUCUUCAAUUUCAUGAAGAUGCGACUGCGAAUCAAGGAGUUCAACAUAGAUAAUCCAUGCAAUGACUAG
Molecule: messenger RNA, 240 nt
Organism: Macrosiphum euphorbiae (potato aphid)
Lineage: Eukaryota; Metazoa; Arthropoda; Insecta; Hemiptera; Aphididae
Source: the annotation of a GenBank genome assembly